AUGCCUGCGUUCAUGUUCACGGCCGGUCUCCUCGUGCUGCUGCAUACGUCCAGCAAAAUCGAUACAAACAACCCCGCGGUGCAGGACGAAAUCGUUGAGAAGCACAAUGCCAUCAGAAGAGGAGUCCAGCCGACCGCCAGCAACAUGCUGAAGAUGAGCUGGAACAGUCAGGCAGAAUCCAAUGCUCAGAGCUGGGCCAACACUUGCGCCAUGGGUCACAGCCCCCAAACCAAAAGGACCAUUAGCACUAGUGGAUGUGGAGAGAACAUUUACAUGUCCAGUGCACCAAACUCCUGGAGUGAUGCCAUUCAGUCCUGGGACGAUGAAGUCAAGGACUACAGAUAUGGAUAUGGAUCAAUAAACGGAGGUGUUAUUGGUCACUAUACCCAGCUGGUGUGGUACAGAUCCAACGAGAUUGGCUGUGGUGUGGCAUACUGCCCAAACUCCCAGUACCAGUACUUCUACGUCUGCCAGUACUGCCCUCCUGGUAACUACCAGUACGUUCAUCCAUACAAAGCUGGACCUUCCUGUGGUGACUGCCCUAAUGCAUGUGACAACAGACUCUGCACCAACCCAUGCCCUUACAUUGACAAGUACAGCAACUGUGCUUCGCUGAAGAGCCAAUGGGGAUGCAGCAAUGGUGACAUCGCCUCCUGGUGCCCCGCCUCUUGCAAGUGCACCAACAAAAUCUUCUGA
Messenger RNA from Megalops cyprinoides (Indo-Pacific tarpon), 696 nucleotides. RefSeq names its product cysteine-rich venom protein-like. The coding region runs from base 1 to 696 and encodes 231 amino acids. The record is from RefSeq and is a predicted model, not a curated record. The transcript has 7 exons. Lineage: Eukaryota; Metazoa; Chordata; Actinopteri; Elopiformes; Megalopidae. Gene Ontology annotation, cellular component: extracellular region.